This is a messenger RNA of Thamnophis sirtalis, 2074 nucleotides long. The record is from RefSeq and is a predicted model, not a curated record. NCBI's taxonomy places the organism in Eukaryota, Metazoa, Chordata, Lepidosauria, Squamata, Natricidae.
CGGAGGCGUCGCCUUUAAAUGCUCUCAGCCGGGCGGCGGCGCAAAGGCAGCGCGCGUGGAGCCUCUGGGCGUGGGGGGGAAAAGAAGGGCAAGGAAAGCGCUCCGAUGCGUCCUGGACCAUGAGCAGCCCAGCCGGCUCCGUCGCCCCGCGGGAUUCCCUCGCCGCCUCGCCGUCUCUCUGAAGCCCCUCUCCGGCUGAUGCUUCCGCCCCUCUCCCUCCGCCAGCAUGUCCCGGCGAAAGAUCUCCUCGGAAUCCUUCAGCUCGCUCGGCUCGGACUACCUGGAGACCAGCCCGGAGGAAGAAGGCGAGUGCCCCAUGGCCAGGCUCCUCUGGAACGGCAGCCGGAGCCCCGCUGCCCAAUCCGGGGCUACCACUCCGGUCGCUACCGUUCCCCCGCCGCCGCCGCCAGAGGCUUUGGCGGCGGCGGCGGCGGCGGGUCUCCCUGGCCCGGUCCCGGCGGGCUCCCGGAGGGCUCCUCGCAGAAGGCGGGUCAACCUCGACUCCCUGGGCGAGAGCAUCAGCCGCCUCGCCGCCCCCACGCCACAGACCAUAAGGCAGACUCUCCAGAGGACACUACAACAUUAUGAGCAUCAAGUUAUUGGUUACAGAGAUGCUGAAAAGAAUUUCCAUAAUAUUUCCAACCGAUGCUCCUAUGCAGACCAUUCUGGCAAUGAUGAAACUGAAGAUGUCUCAGGAAUUCUCCAGCGUACAGCAAAUAUUCUUGGUUUAAAGUUUGAGGAGCUACAAGAGAAAUUCGGGGCCGAAUUCUUCAACAUCUGCUUCAGUGAGAAUGAGAGAGUUCUUCGAGCUGUGGGCAGCACCUUGCAAGAUUUUUUUAAUGGCUUCGAUGCUUUGCUGGAGCACAUAAGGACUUCGUUUGGGAGGCAGGUCACUUCAGAAUCUCCUUCUUUCCUAUGCAAAGAGCUCCCUGAAGGCAAACUUAUGCUUCACUACUUCCAUCCCCAUCAGAUUGUUGGGUUUGCCAUGAUGGGUAUGGUGAAGGCAGCAGCAAGGAAGAUCUACCAACUGGACGUUGAAGUGGAACAGAUAGUAAAUGAUAAGCUAUGUUCUGAGGACCUAAACCCAGGCAACUGCAGCUGUCUCACUUUUAUUAUCAAAGAGCGUGAAAACGCAAAGAUCACAAAAGCGCUUCCUCUGGGGACAUCUCAAUCCCCCUCAGAUCUGAGGAUAAGCAUUAACACCUUCUGCCGUGCUUUUCCUUUCCAUCUGAUGUUUGAUCCCAGCAUGUUGGUCCUGCAGCUGGGUGAAGGACUGAGGAAGCAGCUGAAGUGUGAGGUUCAUAAGACGUUGAAGUUCCAGGACUGCUUUGAAAUUGUUUCCCCUAAGAUUGCAGCCGUGUUUGAACGUGUCCUCGUGAGACUGUCCACCCCUUUCGUGAUCCGAACCAAACUUGAAGCCUCUGCCUCUGAAAAUAAAGACAAGGUCAUGGAAAUCAAAGGACAAAUGAUCCAUGUCCCAGAAUCAAACUGUAUUUUGUUUUUGGGCUCACCAUGUGUGGACAAGCUGGACGAACUGAUGGGUCGAGGCCUCCACCUUUCAGACAUACCAAUUCACGAUGCUACCCGUGAUGUCAUCCUUGUCGGGGAGCAGGCUAAAGCCCAGGAUGGCUUGAAGAAGAGGAUGGACAAGCUUAAAGCAACCUUGGAACGAACGCACCAAGCUCUAGAAGAGGAGAAGAAGAAAACGGUGGAUCUUCUUAUCUCGAUCUUCCCAGAAGAAGUAGCUCAGCAGCUCUGGCAAGGGCAGCAAGUUCAAGCCAGGAAAUUUGAUGAUGUUACCAUGCUCUUUUCAGACAUUGUUGGCUUCACUGCUGUCUGUGCCCAGUGUACGCCCAUGCAAGUGAUCAGUAUGCUCAAUGAGCUGUACACCAGAUUUGACCACCAGUGUGGAUUCCUAGAUAUCUAUAAGGUGGAGACAAUAGGGGAUGCAUACUGCGUGGCGGCUGGGCUACACAGGCAGAACCUGAAUCAUGCAAAGGCAAUUGCCCUCAUGGCCCUGAAGAUGAUGGAGCUGUCAGAGGAGGUGCUCACACCAGAUGGAAGACCAAUUAAG